Penicillium waksmanii is the source of this 1614-nucleotide messenger RNA. RefSeq names its product nucleobase cation symporter-1 family protein. The coding region runs from base 1 to 1614 and encodes 537 amino acids. Lineage: Eukaryota; Fungi; Ascomycota; Eurotiomycetes; Eurotiales; Aspergillaceae. Gene Ontology annotation, cellular component: plasma membrane. The transcript has 8 exons. Gene Ontology annotation, biological process: transmembrane transport; nucleobase transport. Gene Ontology annotation, molecular function: nucleobase transmembrane transporter activity. The record is from RefSeq and is a predicted model, not a curated record.
AUGGGUCGGUUUAGAAAGGUGAUAGAAAAGAUCCAAGCCCCCACGGAGCCUGGGCUUUCAACAGCCCAGCUCAUGUUGGUAAAUGACGACCUUAAGCCAGUCGAUCCAGAGCGCCGUCAAUGGAGAUGGCUCAAUUUCGUUGCCUUUUGGAUUGCAGAUUCAUUGAACGUCAAUACCUGGAUGAUUUCGUCCUCCAUGAUAGUCGAUGGCUUAUCCUGGUGGCAAUCAUGGCUAUGCGUCUGGAUUGGGUACACCAUUGCUGGCCUUUUUGUCUGCUUGAUCGGCCGAAUUGGUGCCAUUUACCGCAUCCCAUUUGCGGUGGCAAAUCGUUCAUCCUUUGGAAUUUGGGGUUCUUUCUGGCCAAUUCUCAAUCGCGCGUCGAUGGCAGUCAUAUGGUAUGGCGUCCAGACAUAUCUUGGAGGUGAAUGCGUUACGUUAAUGAUUCGGGCAAUCUGGCCAAGCUACGAUAAUCUGCCAAAUACGAUACCUGCAGGUGCAGGUGUUACUACUCAGCAGUUCGUGAGCUUCUUCUUGUUCUGGCUGGGCUCGCUCCCUGCUCUAUGGUUCCCAAUCUACAAGAUCCGACAUCUGUUCACCGUGAAGGCAUACUUUUCUCCUGCCUGUGCCUUUGCAUUUUUUGGUUGGGCUAUUGCUCGUGCGCACGGUCUGGGGCCAAUCAUCACGCAAUCCAAUACUGCACACGGUAGCACUCUCGCAUGGGUGUUUAUCAAAAGUAUUAUGAAUUGUAUAGCCAACUUCGCUGCUCUUGUCAUUAACAAUCCGGAUUUCGCACGUUACGCUCGAAAGCCACAAGAUGCUCUAUGGCCACAGCUUAUAACAAUCCCAAUCGGUUUUGCUAUCACAUCGUUUAUUGGCAUUAUCGUCUCCUCCUCGUCAACGGUUAUCUUCAAUCAGGCUGUCUGGAAUCCGUUGACUUUGCUAGGGAUGUUCCUAGAAAACGCAACCUCGGCGGAACGUUUUGGCAUCUUCGUUAUUUCUAGUGGAUUUGCCUUGGCUCAGUUAGGAACAAAUAUUGCCGCUAACUCAGUAUCUGCGGGUACGAAUCUUACUGCGCUUCUUCCUCGUUUUUGUACGAUCCGAAGAGGUGGCUAUUUCUGCGCGGCUAUUGGGCUGGCCAUGUGUCCUUGGACCCUGGUUGCAUCUUCGAACAACUUUACUAUCUACCUCUCUGCCUAUUCUGUGUUCCUGUCGUCUAUCGCCGGAGUAAUGGCUAGUGACUACUACUUAGUGCGCAAGGGUUAUCUCGAUAUCGAAAGUCUUUAUAGUGCACAGAAAGAUGGCCCUUACUACGGUAUGUAUGGGGUUUCAUGGCAUGGUUAUGCCGCCUACUUCUGUGGGAUCUUGAUCAAUAUCGUUGGGUUUGCGGGCGCCGUUGGUGUAAGCGUUCCCGCUGGCGCCGUCUAUAUCUACAACCUUAACUAUUUCACCGGAUUCAUUGUCUCCGGAGGAGUCUACUGGAUAUUGGCUACGCUGGUGCCUCUUCCAUUGACUAGCAAGUCUUGGAACGAGGUCCCUUACGAAGUAUCUCCUAUCUCUGAUUUGGAGCUGAAGAAGCAGGGGGUGGAAGGAGUGGAGCACAUGGAGAAUGUGUAA